UACAAAAAAUUUUUAAGAUAAGUUUAUUUUUCAGGAAAUCCUCAUCAGCUAUUCUGCAGAUAUAUUUUCGAAAUAUCGGAUGUUGUGGAUCAACCUGAGCGAAUUAUUGCAAUCUUUGGGAAACGCAUAUGCAAGAACUUAUUCUACUUACUGUAUCUUUAUAUUUGUCAACAUUGUAAUAGCAGUCUAUGGGGCUUUUGCUGAAAUUUUCGAUCACACAAAUUUAUCGCGAGAUUCAUAUAAGGAAUUUGGUUUGAUUGUUGAUGGGUUAUAUUGCUCAAUUCUUCUAUUUAUUUUUUGCGACUGUUCUCAUAAUGCUACUCUCUGUGUGGCUAAGGGCAUUCAAAAUGUGUUGCUUAAAAUUGAUGUUCGACAGAUUAAUAGAAAAGCAAAGAGUGAAAUUGAUUUAUUCAUAUUUGCCAUAGAAAUGAAUCCAGCAAUUGUUAGUUUAAAAGGCUAUGUUAACGUUAAUCGCGAACUUCUAACUUCGCCCAUACCCAAUAAUUACCAAUCUAUCAUAUCUGAUAGUUGUCCGUGGGAAGACGUGGUGUACACAAAUCUAAGCCACAAACGGCCAACAUUUGGCCUUGUGUGUUAUUCAUCGUCAUUACGAGUGUCAAUUUAAUUAAAAAUUUUACUUCACUUGGCAAUAAGAAUUAUGGGGAUUCGACCACUCAAAAAGCUU
Messenger RNA from Bactrocera dorsalis (oriental fruit fly), 685 nucleotides. RefSeq names its product gustatory and odorant receptor 22-like. The record is from RefSeq and is a predicted model, not a curated record. Gene Ontology annotation, cellular component: membrane. The coding region runs from base 80 to 625 and encodes 181 amino acids. Lineage: Eukaryota; Metazoa; Arthropoda; Insecta; Diptera; Tephritidae. Gene Ontology annotation, biological process: sensory perception of taste. The transcript is spliced from 3 exons.